AGUUUUUCAUCAUUGCUGUGAGUCAAUACUUGUAAUCUUCAUCAGAAACUGCAAUUUAAUCAAUUAGUAAUAAAGAAGAAUAAUUAGGAGAAAAUGUCGAAUUUAAAAAUGAAAGAGGCAGCCCUCAUCUAUCUUGACAGAAGUGGAGCUCUCCAAAAGUUUAUAGAUGAUUGCAAUUAUUACAAUGAUUCAAAACAAAGUUAUGCUGUAUAUCGAUUCAAUAUUUUAAUAAAUCCCUCUGAUGUUCUUGAAUUAGAUGCUGAACUUGGAAAUCACAUUUUACACCAUCCAUUAAAAGCUGCUCAAGUUUUUCAAUCAGUCUGUUUUAUUGCUGUUAAGACUCUCUCAUUAAUUGGACAAUUACAGACUGAAACGCAAAUUAAUAUAGUGCUGAAAUUAACACAUUUACCUCCUCUGCCAAGUUAUGCUCUUGAUCUUUGUGAAUUUCCACUUGAUUAUACAUCUCAAAGAUUUUAUAUGAUGCAAGGAAUAGUGAUUGCAAUGACAACUGUAACCAAGUAUACACAAGGUGCAAGAUUCCUUUGCUCAGAUGAAGUAUGCCCCCUUUCAAAAGGAUUUCAGUAUAUAAGAGUGCACAUGCCUGGUGCUACCGAAUCUGCAACAGUAAGAAAUGACUUUUUGUGUAAUCUAUGUUCAUCUUCACUUCAAGAAGACAGAAAAUUUAGAGUUCUUGGUGAUAAACAGGUAAUUGAAAUAAUUACCACAAAAGCACUUCACGCUUUUCAAGGACAUCCUAAAAAUCAGCCCUUUCGGUUUCAAUCUUUUACAGUCUUCCUAAGAGAUGAAUUAGUAAAUAAAAUGGAUAUAGGAAAUGAGUAUAAAAUUAUUGGAAUUCCAGCGUGUGUCAAAAGUUCACAAACAGCUGUCUGCAUAGAAGCAAAUAGCAUCACUUUUUGCAAUCCAAAAGUUUCUUCAGGAAUUAGUGACAACUUCAAUUGUCUCCUCUCCUUGACUUCUGGUUCAUGCUGGAAAUUUACAGCAAUACUUGCCAAUAUCUUCGCAUCACAAAUUGUUCCUCCUGGGACUUAUAAUUUGUUGAAGCUAUGUUUGUUGAUGAGUCUAGUACAGACAAGUGAUUGUAAGAAGGAACUAGAAAAUUGCCUGGAUAUUUUAAUUAUAACAAGUGAUACUCUUCUUGUAGACAGACUUUUGAAUUUUAGCAUAAGCCUUGUUCCUCGUGGUAUACAUCAUCCAGUCUCUACUGAAAUUUUUCCUACUCUAUCCAGAGAUAAAUAUGGAACUGGAGCAGUUAGCAUUCAAGCUGGCAGUGCUUUGCUAGCUAAAGGUGGUAUCUGCUUUAUAGGAGACUUGUGCUCACACAAAAAAGAUAAACUUGAACAACUUCAGUCAGUUCUGGAGAGCAGAAGCAUUACAGUAUACAUCCCAGGAAAGAAGUUUGGGGAUGAUAUAGAUCAACAAAUGACUUUUCCAGUUCAGUGCAGUUUUUGGUCUUUUGUUGAUAUGGAUUCACCUUCAAAGAGAAAUGCACAGAAAACCAACACUCUAAUUGGUCAGAUGAACUUCAGUUUAAUUCCAGCUAACUUUGUGGAAGCAUUUGGAUUACUGAUUAACUGCAAUGAAUCUUCUCCUUGCCACCCACUUCUUCCAACUGUGCAACACACCUUAAAGAAAGCCACUGAUCCUGAAGGGCUACUUAACUUAGCUUCUCAACAGUUCACUACAGAAGAUUUUGAAAAGCUACUGGCUUUUGCAAAGAAUUUGAAUGUAGAAUUCAGCUUGGAGGCAGAAAGAAUGAUUCAUGGUUAUUAUCUAGCAAGUCGUAGAAUCAGAACAGAUUCUAUAUAUGGAUCAAAACUGUCAGCAUCUGCAUUAAAAUACUUGGUUUCUUUAUCUGAAGCCCAUACAAGGUUAAAUUUAAGGAAUAAAGUGCUCAAAGAAGAUGUACUAAUUGCAGCCUUGUUAUUUGAAAUAUCUCUCACACUGAAAUAUGGAGCCACUGCAUUUGGUGUUGCUCCAAAUGCAGUAUUUCCAUUUGAACUGUAUAAUGAAGAAUACUUAGAACAAAGGGAUCUCUAUCUGAAUGAGUGCCAACAACAGCUUCAACAGUUCAUUGCCACAUAUGGACUUGGAACUAUUUUUUCUAGUGAUGAGUAAGCAACGUGAGGAAAAUUUUUCACUCCUAAAUAAUAGGAAAAAGUACAUCUGAGUGGUUUUUCAAGUAAUGCUUCAAAUAAUACUAUCUACAGGAGUACAUUAUAAUACCAUUUU
Messenger RNA from Octodon degus (degu), 2250 nucleotides. RefSeq names its product minichromosome maintenance domain containing 2 (gene Mcmdc2). Bases 94 to 2136 code for a protein of 680 amino acids. The transcript is spliced from 14 exons. Lineage: Eukaryota; Metazoa; Chordata; Mammalia; Rodentia; Octodontidae. The record is from RefSeq and is a predicted model, not a curated record. Gene Ontology annotation, molecular function: single-stranded DNA helicase activity; ATP binding; DNA binding. Gene Ontology annotation, biological process: double-strand break repair via break-induced replication.